AUGCCUACUAUUGAGCCCGGACGCGCCAACGAGGCAUCCUCGGAGACCGUGGCGACACCUCCUGCCGUCUCCUUGAGUCAGACUCAGCUGCCUCUUCCUUCAGCAGUUCGAGAUUCGCCGUUAAAUCCCGAGAAAGUGUCGCAAUGGAAUACCGCAAAUAUGGGAAAGAGACUGGGCGCGGACUUGACCUCUGCGGCAAGUGCAGCAGGUCUGGUCGCGCCAGUGAUAUGUAUCAUAGAUCGCGGACACUGGAUCUCGCUCCAGUGUCGUCCUUCACGCCGGGUGGACCUUCACCUACACAACCUCAGAAUGCUGAUUGAAAGCAGCUCCAUAGUGGAAAAGGCCUCGAAAGGAGCUUCACUAUCGUCCUGUCUUCUUCGCGCUUUACGUCCAGCAAUCAUUCGCCCUCAUACCUUCCUCAUCUCCAGACCGUUUCUCCUAAUCUUUGGCCUCUACUCUUGCACCUACAUUGCAGCCAACACCGUUGACACACUCAUGUCAACACUGUACUCCAAGCCAGCAUCCACUGUCUCUUCCGGAGCCACAAAGUUCCUCGCCACAUCUUCUGUGAACAUGAGCGGGUCCAUCUACAAGGACUCUAACUUCGCUCGAAUGUUUGGCGCCAAAUCUGCAGGUCCUGCAGCGGCUGUGCCAAAACUCUCCUACGCCUUGUUCGCUAUGCGAGAUAGCAUGACCAUUUUCGCCUCGUUCAACUUACCUUCGAUCAUCGUACCCCAGCUUGCCAACCUUCCUCCAGCGGUGAAGUCGAAGUUCUCGAAGAUACUCAGUACGGAAUCCGGACGGGCUAAUACGGCACAAUUCUUGGCACCAGCGGGGAUUCAGUUGCUGUCCACACCUCUUCAUCUCCUCGGCUUAGAUCUAUACAACAGACAAGGCGGCAUGGGCUUGGUCGACCGGGCUCCUAGAAUCCUCAGAGAUUGGGGCGUCAGUGCCCUGGCCAGGAUGGGAAGAAUCAUUCCUGCUUUCGGAGUUGGUGGCGUCGUUAAUGCCAAUGUACGCAAAAGAUUCAUGACACAAAUCGAGGCGUCCUGAGACUAUUAUGAACAUGGGCGUUUAUGGUAAGCCGAUAAUACAGCUCGAAAUGGCCUUGACUUCUGCAUAGAGAGAUGGCAAAUACCGGCGUUGAUUUGUGUGUAUGAUUUUCUUUGGAUUUGAACAUAGUCGAUCUGGUAGAAAGAGCAAGGCGUUCAGGGCAGGUGUAAGCAUGGUCUCUGUACAUAUGCAUUCAACAUACUGGGCAGGAUUGUACGUCUUCAUUGUCUUUGUCCAAUGUUACAAGCUUCAGCAAUGCAACCUCCCCUUGAGCAAAUGCAAUCCAACCGCCCUCCUCCAACUCUCAUCCCACCAACCCACAGGAAAGAAGCUAUUCGCAAACCACGUCCUCCAAGCCCCAGUUCCCCUCCAUACCUCCUUCGGCGGGUUGUUCCAAUUCCGCACGAUAUCUCUCACAACAUCCUUCGCCCACUUCUCCGGAUCCUCACGGUGAGGAAAGGCACCACGCAUA
Exophiala viscosa is the source of this 1525-nucleotide messenger RNA. RefSeq lists its product as uncharacterized. The transcript has 3 exons. NCBI's taxonomy places the organism in Eukaryota, Fungi, Ascomycota, Eurotiomycetes, Chaetothyriales, Herpotrichiellaceae. The record is from RefSeq and is a predicted model, not a curated record. The coding region runs from base 1 to 1053 and encodes 350 amino acids. Gene Ontology annotation, cellular component: mitochondrion.